CAGCUCUCGAAACGCGAUACUAUCCACGGAUGUGUGUUGCCAGCUCUCGAAAUGCGAUACUAUCCACGGAUGUGGUGAUAUUUUUAUAGUGUAUUAUUGUGGCGAUCUGUGCGCAUCAUACACUCUCAACAUCUCAUGCCCUACUUAUGUACACACACUCUCUGCCUAUGGUACGCGACGAGUGCAUAAACGUUAACGGAAUCCAUCUUCGCUGUUCUCAUAUUGACAACAACGGUGGCGAUGGCACUGACAACAACCUGGACGAAGAUGUUGAGCAAGGCGAGGACGAGGGUGCAGAUGAUGAUAAAGGAGAUGAGACAAACAAUGAUAACACACCGGAGAAGAAGCGUAUUGCCAAAGCCAACAGCGAUUCGAAGAGUGGUCACGUGACAAAAGAAGGGCAACAAAAGAAUGGAGAUGAGGAGGAUGCGGAUGAUGACGAAGACGAGGAAAAUGACGGAAGCCAGAAAGAUACCCUGCCAGACGAGCAGCUUGUAGAGGAAUAUGAUUCAGGCGCAGACAAAGAUGCUGUAGAGGAUGAUGAAGUGAAUGUAGGCCAUGAGGAUGGUGCUGAUGGCAGCGAUAAGGAUAGUACCAUGGACAAGAACGCCGCAGACGACACAGACGACCCUGGCCCCAUUACGCAG
Molecule: messenger RNA, 647 nt
Organism: Sphaeroforma arctica JP610
Lineage: Eukaryota; Ichthyosporea; Ichthyophonida
Exons: 3
Source: RefSeq, a predicted model, not a curated record